Messenger RNA from Centropristis striata (black sea bass), 3165 nucleotides. It is a transcript of the gene cpne1, whose product is annotated as copine I. Lineage: Eukaryota; Metazoa; Chordata; Actinopteri; Perciformes; Serranidae. The coding region runs from base 109 to 2805 and encodes 898 amino acids. The transcript has 2 exons. The record is from RefSeq and is a predicted model, not a curated record. Gene Ontology annotation, molecular function: RNA binding; calcium-dependent phospholipid binding. Gene Ontology annotation, biological process: regulation of RNA splicing; positive regulation of tumor necrosis factor-mediated signaling pathway; regulation of canonical NF-kappaB signal transduction. Gene Ontology annotation, cellular component: plasma membrane; nucleoplasm; ribonucleoprotein complex.
AGAAGAAGCAGAAGCAGAAGAAGCAGCAGAGCAGCUCCGUUCAUGAUCAAACCUCAGUGUGUUUGUUCUCAGAUCUCUCGGUUGUAGGGCUGUUGUUUAGCAGUCAGUAUGGCGGUAGUCAUCAGGCUGCAGGGUCUGCCCAUAGUGGCCGGCACCAUGGACAUCAGACACUUCUUCUCUGGCCUCACCAUCCCUGACGGGGGAGUGCACAUCGUGGGGGGUGAGCAUGGCGAAGCCUUCAUUGUCUUUGCUACUGACGAGGACGCCCGGCUGGGGAUGAUGCGUACAGGUGGGUCCAUUAAGGGAUCCAAAGUCUCACUGUUGCUUAGCAGCAAGACAGAGAUGCAGAAUAUGAUUGAACUCAGCCGCCGCAGGUUUGAGGCUGGUGCUGGCGCUGUGGAGACCGCGCCGCCAACUUCAGGAAACGCCAACCGACAGGCAGGCCCCGCCCCCAUACCCACAGUGCAGCCAGGGGCAGGGGCAAGAAGCAGUAGCCAUGGAAACCAAGGUUUUGGUAACAACCCAGCCUCAGUGACAGCAGCAAGCUCAUCCCAAGAGCCACAGAUCAACAAAUCUGUGGCAAGUGUGGUGCCCAGCUUCCCCAACAGCUACAGCUCUGCCCCCACAAUCACCACAGCUCUGGCAUCUCUCAAUGCAGGCCCCCCACCCAUUCCUCCACUUCCCAGCAUGCCUUCCAUGCCCCCCAUGCCCACGCUGCCCACCAUCCCAGUUCCCCCUCCAGUGUCCUCCCUUCCCCCUGUUCCUACUGUCUCCCCCUUGACCCAAGGACCUCCAGUACCUCCUAUGUCCCACCACCUCCCUCACAUGUCCUCCCUGCCUCCCUUCAACCCCUCCCUACCUCCCCCAGGAGGACUGGGCUCCGGCCUCCCUCUUGGAACCCCCAAUCCCAUGCUGUUCAACCCUCUGUCCCCCCUGGCCUCUCUGGGCCUCCAGGCCCACAUGAAGGCUGCUGCUGCUGCUGCUGCUGGAGCUGGAGUGGCCCAUCCCGACGAGUUAUACAUCCUCCUGCAGAACCUCCCAUUCUCCUGCUCAGAGAUGGACGUCAGGGAGUUUUUCCGGGGUCUCGGGGUGGAAGGGGCUCGCCUGAUGAGGGACGGGCAGGGUCGGCCCACUGGCAGGGCUAUGGUCAAGUUCUUCUCGCCACAGGAAAGCUUUGAAGCUGUAAAGCGGGGAGGUGGCAUGAUGGGCCAACGGUUCAUUGAGAUCAGUCCAGGCUCCGAGCGGCAAUGGGCCAGCCUAAACGACGGCAUGAUGGGCCAACCUCCUCACAAUAUCAUCAAAUCAAAUAACAUGAACGAGUCACAGGACCAGCAUCACCGCCGAGGUAACGCUGGUCCAGGAGGCAGGGAUCAGCGAGGAAGGUCUCGAUCUCCUCACCGGCAGGAGUUCUGUGUCUACCUGAAGGGCCUUCCCUACGAGGCCGACAAGAAACAGAUAAAGGAGUUCUUUAACAAUUUGGCCAUCAUGGAGGACAGCAUCUAUAUCGCCUACGGGCCCAAUGGGCGCGCCACAGGAGAGGGAUUCCUUGAGUUCAAAACAGAACAAGACUACAAGACUGCUCUGGGUGCUCACAUGCAGUAUAUGGGCACCCGCUUCAUCCAGGUCCACCCAAUCAGCCGGAAGGGAAUGCUUGAAAAGAUAGACACCAUCCGCAAACGAGAAGCAGCACAGGGUGAUGGUAAGAACCAGGAUGGCAUGAAAGUUCCUAGGAACUGUGCCCACAUCACCAAUAUCCCUUACAAUGUUUCCAAGAAGGAUGUCCGUGCCUUCCUGGAGGAUGUGGGACUUUACGAGGACACCCUAAAGGUUCUGACAGAUAGCCAUGGCAACGGUUUAGGGCAAGCUAUCUUCCAGCUGCGCACCGAGGAAGAUGCCCGCAAAGCUGAAAGACUGCACCGCCAAAAACUCAACGGCCGUGAUGCCUUUGUCCACUUGGUGACCUUUGAGCAAAUGAAGGAAAUUGAGAGGAAUCCUCCUCCCCAGAACAAGAGGGGCCAACGCAACCAGAACCAACAGAACCAAAAUCAGAACCAGCACCAGCAAGCCCAGCCCACUCCCCAACAACCUCAGAUCAACCCAUUUGCAGGUAUUAGUGGGGAGGAGUUUAACUUCCUCAGAAACACCAUGGGGAACCUCAACAGCGCCCCCUUUGUGACACCAUUCUCAGCCCCAGGAAACGGUCUGGCAGGUCCUCCUCCUCUACCUCCUCUGGCGGCAGGACUCGGGGACGUGAAUCUGGGCGUGGCUCCUCCACUAGUCGCUGGUCUUCCUGGAGCUCCAAUCCUGGAGCCACCAGGCUUUCGCCCCGCUGCAGGAGGAGCGCCGUUCAGCCAGGAUGGGCUAAGAGGGUUGGUGCCCUUUGACAACGCCAACAGAAAAGGAGGCGGCGGAGGUCAGACCAGAGGGGGCGGAGCUAACAACAACCAAGGACGCCAAGGGGCCGGGGCUAACGGGGGACAGCAGGUGUUUAACCCAGCCGACGGCCUGCGGAACCAGCCGGCUCCUGGAGGAUCGAACAACCCAAACAACCAACGUGGUGCCGCCGGCCCGACGAUCGUUAAGAUUCAGAACAUGCCGUUCACGGUAACGGUGGAUGAAAUCAUGGACUUCUUCUACGGCUACCAGGUGCUGCCGGGCUCAGUCUGCCUGCAGUUCAGUGAUAAAGGCCUGCCAACAGGUGAGGCCAUGGUGGCCUUCCAGAACCACGAGGAAGCCUCCGCCGCCGUUAUGGACCUCAACGACCGACCGAUCGGAGCACGCAAAGUCAAGAUCAGCCUCGGUUAAAACAAACCGACUGUAUAAAAACAUAUUUCACUCACCUGGAUCAACCAUCCAGCCAGUAUGAACCAUACCAGAUUCUGGACUCGAACCCAAGCACCGACCGCACAGUUUAGACUUUGUCUGCCAUUGACUGUCAGUCAUUACUGAGACUCCUCCCCCUUUGUGUAGAUAAUGACGGGUAAGCCCCGCCCCCUACAGUCUGGCCAGUAGGAAGACUCUGAUUCAGACUUUGCUUGUUUCUGCCGCUCCACCCAUAGAUAUCUAUAUAAACACUGGAUGGCUGUUCCCAAUGGAGACGACGUCCUGGCGUGGCGGCCAUCUUGCCACAGGCAGCUCACCCUCAUGACAUCCGUCUACUGUUCA